AUGCAACGGUGUAUUCUGAGCCGGAAUACGGUACGAAGCUGCCAGCACAAUGUGCAAAAGCGCCAUAUUAUGGGGUUUGUGAGGAACGCAUUGGGGCUGGACCCACCCCCAUCUCCAGAUGAGCCAACGCCAGAAAACAGAUUCCACCCUUGGGACCAGUCCCCAUCACCUGAUUUGAGGGAAAGGGCGGCCACGAUACGAGCUUUAGCUAAGUGCCCAGUCACAGGGCGCGAAAUCAAUUACACUUGUCCCAAAUCGGGCAUCCCUACCCACUACUCUCGCGAGGCCUGGGAAAACGAUUUGGAGUACCAGCAGUCCAAGAGACCCGAGAUUCUCAAAAAAGUGAAUAUCUACGAACACGAUCUGAGGUCCGGCAGGCCGUUCCCGGAGUUCGAUUUCCCGCUAGACCAAGACUUCGACAGGAUGGUUAACCUGACCAACUGGGACCUUUUCUUCUAUACUCGUGGCUUUUAUUCUAUGGAUACCGAGUUCCAGCUUGCGGCUGUCACCAAAAUGCUCAGCUACCCGGUAACAAUCGGGUCAGUGCUACACCAGUUCUCCCCUUACUCUUUAAACCCAAAGGGACCUGUCACUCUUGAGGGUCUGAAAUCGCUGGCGGCGCUUCGCUACACCCUGUACCCUGAACAAAAUCGUAGGGUCACGUCCAUCACCAAAAACAGUCCUCUUCGAAUCUUCAUUUUAGGCGCAAGGGCAGAGGCCCAGUUGCCUGGUCACGUCUGGAAGCAGCUGCAAUUCAUGUUCCCAGAAACCAAUAUAGAGCUUCACUUUGUGGGACCUGAGUCCUACUACGAUAGGAACAAGCGCGAAUACGUACACUCGUCGUCACCUAUAGUCCGCAGAGUUGACGAAACUCUCAGUUUUGUGUACCACACUGACUACUUUCAUGUUUUCCAUGAAGCGCAGGACUUCUUUCCUUACGACCCUUACACUGACAUUUUCUUCUGCUUCCAUCCUGGCUUUGCAGCGCCUGAGUCCCGCGAAAACUGGAUGGGCAAGACUAUGGAGGCGCUCCUGGAAACCAAAUGUGCCGUAUUUACGACAGGCUUCAACGAGCUAGACUUGAGGCGUGACGUCGGCACUGUGGUGGGGAAGCACGGGAAGGAGCUCGACAUGCUCAUGGAGCCUGUGCAUAACGCCUUCGGCAGCACCAAAUGGGAGUUGAACGACAUGAACCCACAAGAGGUUUACCAGUUCAAUAUGUUCAUAGCCGGUUUCAGAGGCAAGAGAUACCAUGCCAUCGAGGUCUAG
Molecule: messenger RNA, 1269 nt
Organism: Lachancea thermotolerans CBS 6340
Lineage: Eukaryota; Fungi; Ascomycota; Saccharomycetes; Saccharomycetales; Saccharomycetaceae
Gene: MSS51
Product: Mss51p
Exons: 1
Coding region: 1-1269 (422 amino acids)
Biological process (GO): mitochondrial respiratory chain complex IV assembly
Cellular component (GO): extrinsic component of mitochondrial inner membrane
Source: RefSeq, a predicted model, not a curated record